Molecule: messenger RNA, 3882 nt
Organism: Acanthopagrus latus (yellowfin seabream)
Lineage: Eukaryota; Metazoa; Chordata; Actinopteri; Spariformes; Sparidae
Product: inactive dipeptidyl peptidase 10
Exons: 25
Coding region: 136-2502 (788 amino acids)
Biological process (GO): proteolysis
Molecular function (GO): dipeptidyl-peptidase activity; serine-type peptidase activity
Source: RefSeq, a predicted model, not a curated record
AGAGAGACCACCAGCCCGCUGAGGACAAACUUGAAGAAGCAGAUCAUGCAGAAAAAGCUCCGCAAGACAACAGUGCAGCAGCUCGGCGGGUUUUGAAGCUACAGACGCGGCAGAGCUUGUUGGGGAUUUACAACAAUGAUUGCCACAACUCAACAAAACAUGACCACGGAGCUGGACCUGGGGAGUUCAGACGGUCCCCCGCGGAACUGGAAAGGCAUCGGGAUCGCCAUGGUGGUGAUCCUGGCCGUGAUGUCUCUGGUCAUCCUGUCCGUCAUCCUCCUCACGCCGGAUGAAUCUCACUUGCUGCUCCGCUCCCAUCUCACCAUGGAGGAUCUGGAGAGCGAAGAGUUCAAAGUUCAUGACCCCUGCGUGGCCUGGUUGAACGAGAACGAAGUGGCUGUUCGCACCAGGGAAGGACACGUCCUGUCGUUCAGCCUCAACAGCAACCUCACCACGGCUCUCCUGGACAACAGCUCCCUGGACUUGACCGCAACUAAAUUCCAGGUGUCUGCGGACAAGAGGUUUGUCCUCUUGGCGUACAACAUUCGACCGGUGUUCUCUCAGUCCUUCACAGCCUCCUAUGCUAUCUACACUGUGGCUAAUGGGGAUCUGCAGGAGCUUAACCCUCCGGAGAAAGAGAAGGCAGCGCUGCAAUACGCUUCCUGGGGACCGCAGGGGAACCAGCUGGCCUUCGUGUUCGACGGAGAUAUCUACUACAAGCCGAGCGUGACCGGCAAACCUUUGCGCCUCACGACCACCGAGGAGCAGAACGUGGUGAACGGGCUCUCUGACUGGACGUACGAGGAGGAAGUGCUCUUGACGUAUGUGGCCCACUGGUGGUCCAUGGACGGGGCCCGGCUGGCGUACCUGACCAUCAACAACUCCGCCACACCUGUGAUGGAAAUACCUCACUUCUUAGGCGGUCUCUACCCGUCCAAUGUUGUCUUCCCCUACCCCAAGGCAGGCUCGAGUAUCCCAUCAGUCAGUCUGUUUGUGGUGAAUCUAUACGGUCCAGCUCACACUCUGGAGAUGAUGCCUCCCGACUCCCUCAGGGCCAGAGACAGCUACAUCUCCAUGGUGACUUGGAUUAGCAGCACCCGCCUCGCGGUUCGUUGGCUGAAUCGAGCCCAGAACCAAUCGGUGCUGUGCGUGUGCGAGGCCACCACGGGGGCAUGCUCCGAGAAACACAAAAUGACCAUGGACAUAAUGCAGAACCAGCGUCAGGACGUGCCGUUGUUCUCGGCGGACGGCUCCGUGUUUUACACGAUCCUGCCGGCGAAACAAGGCGCCCGGGGAGAGUUUCACCACAUCGCCGGUCUUUCAGCUCAGCCUGCCAUCCCCUCCGUCCCUCCUCGCUUCUUGACAUCAGGGAGCUGGGACGUCACCUCGCUGUGCGCCCUCGACGAGAAGGCUGGAAAAAUCUUCUUCCUGAGCACAGAAGAGUCCAGACAGAGCCGACACCUCUACAGCGUGGACCUGGACGGAGUGUUUCAGCGCCAGUGCAUCUCCUGUAACCUCAUAGAUGGAUGUCGCUUCUUUAGGGCUGAAUUCAGCCCCAAUCAAACCCAUUUCACCCUCUACUGCCUAGGCCCGGGAAUCCCUAAAGUGACAGCUCACAGUACAAAGGACCCCUCCAGAUAUGUGGUGUUGGAGGAUAACAGCCCUCUGUCUAAAGCUCUGGAGGACAAGAGGCUCCCCGAGACCCUGUUCAGGACGCUCCCAGCAGAAAACCACGAUCUACACCUGAAGCUAUCUCUCCCUCAGGGUUACGAGGCCAACCUGCACCCUCUCCUAAUCAUUGUCGAUGGCGUUCCAGGCAGUCAGUCGGUGACGGAGGAAUUUGCCCUCGACUGGCCUCAGGUUCUUUCCGGCACUCACAAUGUGGCCUUGGCCUGGGUGGACGGCAGGAGCGGGGUCGGCCGCGGGCAGAAGACGACCGCUGUGGAUUCACGCAAGCUGGGCUCGCUCAGAGUCAAAGAUUAUCUUGGAGUUGUGCAGUUGUUGAUGCAACUGCCGUACAUUGACGACCGCCGGAUGGUCCUCUAUGGCAAGGCCUUCGGUGGUUACUUAGCUCUCAAGAUGUUAGCUACGACAGAUAAGCUCUUUCAGUGCACGGCUGCUGUGGCGCCGAUAACCGACUUCAGGCUUUAUAGCGCUGCGUUCUCAGAGAGGUAUCUCGGCCUUCCAGCGAAGGAGGAGCACGCCUACUCGACUGCCUCUUUGCUGGAGGAGGUGAACAAGCUGAAAGAUGAGAACUUCCUUAUUCUACACGGGACUGCAGAUGCGAGGGUCCACUUCCAGCACAGCGCUGAGCUCCUGAGCCGACUGGUGAAGGUGGAGGCCAACUACUCCCUGCAGCUGUACCCGGACGAGGGCCACGUCCUGAGAGAUCCGCGCAGCGUCCAGCACUUCCAGCGGACAGUCGUGAACUACCUCCAGACCUGCCUGAAGAACAGCAUCCUCAUAGACCCCGUAGAGGAUGACGAGGAGGAAGACGACUGAGCCCAGAAGGGACUAAAUCUAAAAGACUGUAUGCCAUCUUAUGCAUUACCUUGGGUUGGAUUAUAUGGCACAAGCGCACAGGAGUGGGGACCAAGCACAUCAGAUCACCUCCUACGACAAAAAUUGAUGUAUGGUAUACCUUGUUGCACACGAUUAUUUCCGCUGUUACACUGUAUGUUUGAGGCUCCGUUUGUUUACAAAAUUCACCCGAGACGAUGUGGACCAGAGGGCCACUGGUGUGCCAAAAGUUUACAGAGAUUUUAAAACAUGCAUGUCGUAAUGGCUGCAUGAUGUGGAUUAGUUUACAUUGCAUCUUCUUGUGUUUUUUGCAGGUCCAAGUCUCACCCAUCAGGGUUUGAAAAUGCAAAAUCUGCCAACAGCUGGGAACACACUCGAAGACCUAAAACAUCUUUAUGACCUAUGAAAAAUAAAAUACAUUUAAUGACUGCAUAAAACAUCUGUGGUUUUCAGUACAGGGUUCUGAUUAAAGCAGAGGGGUUGGAUCUUUAUCUCAGAUAAACUGGCCGCUCUGGUCCGGAAAGACUCCCCACAAUCUUCAAGAUGUCGUUAUAAAAUCUGAGUUAUUUUAGGUCUGUUGUUCUGUGUGUUCCCGGCUUACGUUAAGUAUAAUGAAGCAUACAGAUCAUUCUAAAUGUGCCAAUUACAUUUUGUGGACUUUAUCCACUGGUUUUAUCAGCAUUUACUUGCAUCAUGUGAUUAAGAAUGAGUAUGCAAACUGAGACUAUUUACGCAGCAAGCUCGGAUUCAAGACGACCGCAGGAACGUCUGUGUUGUCUAUGAACUGUAUCUGGAAGUACAGUAUGUUUGUGUUUUGAUACAUCCUGGCAUUUUAAUCAUAUCUUGUGUAUUGCAGAAUUAAAUUAUUUCUUUGGACAAAACCGUUGAGCCGUUAUAUUAUCCACAGGGUUGGUGGACGGUAAGCCCGGCCAUCAAACGAUCAGCCGAACCAUACUGGUAAACUGCAUGCAGUUGGUUUAAAAAUGAAUGCCCUUGACUCUAAACGACCGGCUACUCCUUUAUUUUCCAACAAUCCUUGACAAUAAAGUUUGAACUUCUUGUUUUACAGCAAAAAAAUCUAUUUUGGUUUCCUUCACUGAACAUUGUGGCUGUGGUCUAACAGACAUUUUGAGGGAUAAUUAUUGUUAUAUAACAAAUUCUCUAUCAAAUACGCCGUGAAUAUUGACUUUGAUCUCUGUGAAAUAUGAUUGUGACAUUCACAUUAAUGAUUAUCUGCUAUUACUGCUCCUACAAAGAUCACAGUCUCUGAUAAUAGGUUUUAUAAAGCAGGUCUCAAAGGGAUCCAUUUAUAACAUCUGCCAACACUGAUUGAUUGUAACAAUACUGAACGUCAAAUCCAUC